CGACUUGGAUAAGGAAAAUAUACGUUAAAAAGGGUUUGAUAACUUCGCUGUUAAUUCAUACAUUUAAAAUACCCUGACCGAUAAUAUUAGACAUAAUAAAUACCCCUGUUCUGCGUUUCAUUUUACAGGCUUUAUUCAGAACCUUUGGUUUUUUGUCCACUACCCCACUCCGUACUGCUCGGCGCAUGCACACUAUAUACUUUUAGCUAACUUUGACUUGCUUUCCACGCGUGUUUAGAUUCUUACUUGGGGAAAAGUGUAGUUUGAGGCCAGGAGCUUUGGAAAUAUAGGACGCGUUUUUCAUCAGAAUGGGUGGUCAAGCUAAGGGCAAAAAGAAAAACAAACCGAAGAGGAAAGACAACCGUCCAAACCGGGAUGGAGGAUUUGUUGGUCUGUCACCUCAAGAAAGGAUGAAAGUAAGAAUGCACGAAAAAGCCAAGAAGAAGACAGCUGAGAAGUACUCAGUACAGCAACUCCUACAGAAGACUGAAGAAUGCAUGGACAGUUUUGACUUUGAGAUGGCUGGCCUUUUCUGUCAAAGAGCCCUGGAUGUGGAGCCCACUAACCUGCAAGUUCUAGACAUGCUGGGACAUAUUUACUCUGAAUUAGGAGACACACAGAAAGCUAAAGAAGCAUUUCUGCAUGCUGUGGCGCUUAGCCCAGAUGUUGGCCACGGUAAGUACAUGUACCUGGGACAAAUCCACACAGGCCAGGAGGCUGUAGACUACUACACCAGAGGAAUACAUGUCCUACUGAAUGCAUUGGAGAAACAAGAAACGACAACAGCUCAGGCUGGAGCUGCUGCCCAACCAGAUGAGGACCCUGAACUCCCCACAGAGAAGGAUGUUAGCGUAGCCUACUGCUCCAUCGCUGAGAUUUACUUAACAGACCUCUGCAUGGAGGAGGGGGCUGCAGACAAGUGCAGAGAGUUCAUAGAGAAAGCAUUACAGUAUCACCAUGACAACCCAGAAGCUCUACAGCUUAUGGCCAGUUACCUGUUCAGUACAGAGAGAAACCAGGAAGGCAAAGAUUACCUCUUGAAGAGCGUUGGAAUGUGGCUACCCGCCCAGAAACACAGUGCAGCUUCUUCCACCACAGGCGAAGACAUUCAGAAUGAGAUCCCUCCGUAUGAGUCUCGCAUCACCACGGCCAAACUGCUCACUGAGUCAGAGGAGUAUGAGAUGGCAGUUGAUGUGUUGGAGGGUCUACUGGAAGAGGAUGAUGAAGUUGUCCAGGUGUGGUAUCUCUCUGGCUGGGUGUGCUACCUCCAGUUGGAAAAGGCAAAGGAGCAGCAAGAAAGGGAGGGAAGAGAAGCAACAGAAGAGGAGAAGGAGGAGGGGAUGGCAUUAAAGGAGGCUGCCAGAUCAUACUUGACUAAUGCUAAAAAGCUGUACAAUAAGCUGCGAUGUGAUGACCAGCCGAUGUCGGAGCAUGUGGAGCAGCUGCUGGGCGAACUAGGAGGAGAGGUGGAGGGAGAGGAGGGAGAUCCAGUUUUGGAUGAAGAUUUUGAACCCUGUAGUGAUGAUGAGGAGGAGGCGGAGGCGGCUGCAGAGGCACCCAUGGAACACUGACCACACCUCCUUGCUUGUACUCUGUGAUUUCACUUUUCCCCAUCAUGUCUCCCUGUAGUUCUCAUGAGAGCUCAAAGGUGCCUUUUUUUUUUAAUGGUUUUCCUCUCUCACCUGCUUAUCAAAGAUUAAAUCUGAAAUCCACAGAUAUGCACAAAAGAGCGGCAUUAAAAGCAGCAGUCUCCUCAGUCUCUUUCAAUCAGUUGUUUAAUACUUUCACUGAAGUCCAUACUUGAGUAAUGCUUCCCUUAAUCUCCUUGACAGAUGUUGGUGAAAUAAAUUAGUUUUAAAGCUUUACAUCUCUCUAGCAGCGGAAGCUGAGCACCUUUGAAGGCAUUUACCUGUUAUACGCACCCACGCUUGGUUUCAACAAGCAAAUGUACACGACACAUACAAACAAAAACACAAAGGCAGAGUGUUAAUUACUUCAGCUCUUCCUCAUUACAACAGCAGGAGUGUUCCCCUCUGAGAGACUGCAGUGAGAAAUCUCAUGGAAAAAUUACCAUCUUUACAUGUAACUCUGAUAUUCUGAGUUUUUGUGCAUUUCUAGAAUAUUGUAUUGUAAUAUUCUCCCUUUUAUAGCUCAUUGAAUUCAACGAAGCAUAAAAAGAAUUUGACUACCUUAAUCAGAAA
Molecule: messenger RNA, 2201 nt
Organism: Archocentrus centrarchus (flier cichlid)
Lineage: Eukaryota; Metazoa; Chordata; Actinopteri; Cichliformes; Cichlidae
Product: probable assembly chaperone of rpl4
Exons: 11
Coding region: 309-1571 (420 amino acids)
Biological process (GO): determination of ventral identity
Cellular component (GO): membrane
Molecular function (GO): protein binding; phosphatidylinositol binding
Source: RefSeq, a predicted model, not a curated record